This is a messenger RNA of Manduca sexta (tobacco hornworm), 2544 nucleotides long. RefSeq names its product B-cell receptor-associated protein 31. Gene Ontology annotation, cellular component: endoplasmic reticulum membrane; endoplasmic reticulum. Gene Ontology annotation, biological process: endoplasmic reticulum to Golgi vesicle-mediated transport; intracellular protein transport. NCBI's taxonomy places the organism in Eukaryota, Metazoa, Arthropoda, Insecta, Lepidoptera, Sphingidae. The record is from RefSeq and is a predicted model, not a curated record. The coding region runs from base 162 to 836 and encodes 224 amino acids. The transcript has a single exon.
UCAAAAACAAAUAAGACACGUCAUGCUUGUCAUAUUUUCGGCCUUUGACUUUUAAUUUUGAGUCACCGAUAUUUUCGAUUGGAAUAAUUUCCAAGUAUUUAGUCAUACGUUCAGUGGCGUUGCCGGUAAACACACGGUGAAGUAAGUAAAUAAGUGCAAAAAUGAGUCUACAGUGGACAAUUAUUGCCUCAUUCCUCUACGCGGAGAUAGCCAUCGUUUUGCUUUUGACUUUGCCGAUAGCUAGUCCGAGCAGAUGGCAGAAGUUUUUCAAAUCGAAGUUUCUAGCUUACAUAAGCGGACAAGCGCAGAUUUACUUCUUGAUUUUGAUCGGUGUUUUGGUGCUAUGCCUCCUCGAUGCCAUUCGCGAGAUGCAGAAGUAUUCCAACAUCGAGCCGUCGGACCAUCAACACCUCGACGCGGAAAUGCAAGGUAAUAUGAGAUUGUUCCGUGCACAGAGAAACUUCUACAUUUCUGGUUUUGCGCUGUUUUUGCUCGUCGUCAUUCGCCGGUUGGUGCAGAUGAUCUCGGAGUUAGCAACUUUGUUAGCCCAGGCCGAAGCGAACUUCAGACAAGCACAAAGCGCGACCACUACCGCAAGGUCCCUUUUGGAAAAGCAAGGCGCCGGCGACGAGCAAAACAAGAAGGAAAUUGAGGAACUAAAAACUCAAAUUUCAAAUUUGGAAAAAGAGCUGACCAGAGAGAAGAAAGACAAGGAGGCUGUGAAAUCUCAGGCUGAGAGCCUUAACAAGGAGUAUGACAGACUGGCUGAAGAGCACAGCAAGCUCCAGAAGAAGAUAACAAUCUCUAGUGGCGGCGAUUCCAAGAAAGAUGAAUAAUUCAAUAAGUUUUUAAUACUUUUCAUAUAAUCAAAGCAUUUUUGCAUUAACGCUAUGAAGCUACUCUCUAAUUGUCAUAAAUAUAAUACAUUACAGAUUAUAUCAUACAAACAUGAAGGUAAUAUUUCUCAAAAUCAAAUUCAAAUUGGAUUGAUAGUUAAAAACUAAUAUUUUCAUGGAUAUCAAUAUCUUUGGAGGUAUGAUAAAAACUGUUGUGUUGAAACAAUAUUUACAUCUAAAGAUAAGUAAUCAGUGUACUAUAGUUACACCUAUAAUCUCAUAUGAAAUCAUGUUGCAAUCUGAUGAUUCACUAGACAUUGCAUCCAAGAACAAUUAAAUGUUUGUGUGUCUGAGAUAGAUAUGAACCAUGAUGAAUGCUUGAAAGUUUUGCUCUAUAAGUUUGAUGUCAAGUUUAUAAUUAACAGUAAGACCUAUGUAUGCAAAACUAAAGUUUAUAUUCACUUAAAACAUCAACAUUUUCAACUGUUUAAAUUUCUUUGAGGUUUGGUGAGUCUUAAGCAUUUUAUAUAUCUAUAUUUACCUCAAGCAUAGCCAUAAGGCACUCUUUUCAAUGUUUUGUGAAAAGUCAAUUUAAAAGUAUAAAUUGAGACCUAACAUUAUUUAUGGAAGAAAUGUAUUUUUGCACUAUAGUUAGGGUAUUAAAAAGAUAAAUUGCCUUAUAAUCACUGAAUGCUAUGAGUAGUCCCUUAAUAUUAUAAAAUAUUUACUGUCAUUGUUAAUUGCAAGAAGAAGAAGGCAUUAUUAUUAGUACUUUAGUUGUAACAAAAAGUCUGAAAUGUAAUUUGAUUAAAACAGCAAAUAUAACAUUUGCUUAUGUUUUUUUUUAUUUAUUUUGUAUUUUUGGUGCGAAAGAAGAAAUUAGUAAUAAGAAUAUUUUUAACAUGGCAUUUAAAUGGAACAUUAAAUAUUUUUAAUUUAUCUGUUGUUAUGAUUCAGGAUUUCAUAGAAUGUCAAGUUUGCAGGAUAAAAUUUUAUACACUUUUAAAAGUAUUUACAAUCUAAAUGUUCAGUACAUUUGUAAUAUUAAAUAACUUUGUUUCAUUAUAAAAAAAACUGACCUCCAAAUAUAUCAGUGUUUUCCAAUAUUGCUUUUAAAGGCUUUAUGAUUUUUUAUAAUAAUAGUUAUUAUAAUUCCAACUUGUUCUGAUUAAUGUGGUUAAAAAAAUCCAUAAAAUUCUCAAACUAUUUUAAAUUAAGAACUUCCCUUUUUUGUUUUUUUUCCUUUGCAUGUUACAAGGGUGUUAUAUUUGUAGUACCAAGAUAAGUGAAAAGGUGUGUGAUAAGAAAAUUCUAGGCAGAGGUGUAGUAAUGAAAGAUAAAAAUAUGAUAUAAUUAUUAUAGUUUGUUUUUUAAUUUAAAGGAGUUCUUAAUCCGGGACGAUUUUGUUUGGCGCCUAAAUAAAAAAAUGGAUUUGUAGAUUUUCUGUCUUCAUCUGGGCUCCAUAAAAUUAGUGAAAAGUAUAAGACCUUUUUGACCAGAUUAGAAGACUAACGAACCAAGAUUAACGUCAGGCUGUGCGUAUACUUUGCAUUUGCCAAAUUUAGUUGCAAAAUUAAAAAACAGACUACAGUAAACAUAGUUUUUUAUUUCUAUAGGUUCUUAAUUCUUUGAGGCAUAUUAAGUUGGUGUUUGUUGUUCCCUAUGUAUCUAACAUUUUGUGUGUAUCAAAUAAAUGUGUUUCCAUUUA